GUGAGAGCUCUCAGUAGGCGCACGACCGCCCAGUGGUUAAUUUGUAAUCCAAAAGCGGAAUACUUUUAGGAAUCUUAAGAUAAAGCCGCCGAAAUGACUUUCGAUUCAAGUCAACCGCAGAAGUUAAGUGUUUUUAGUGCGCGCUACCGAUGGCAAUUUAUUGCCACCAUGACGGUGCACAUUAUGACGCUGACCCAUGGAAUUGCCGUGGGAUGGUUGUCGCCCUCUCUACGACUCCUCGGUUCCGACGAAAGUCCUCUGGGAGAACCACUGACCAUUGUCGAGGCCUCAUGGGUUGGAUCACUUAUCGGCCUAGGCUCGCUGACUGGCAAUAUAAUAUUUGGACUGCUACUCGAUCGCUUGGGUCGUAAAAUGUGCAUGUAUUUCCUGGCCAUACCUAAUAUGAUGUAUUGGAUCCUUAUCUAUUGCGCGCAGGACGUCACGUAUCUUUAUGCUGGAAGAUUUCUGGCGGGAAUGUCCGGUGGCGGCUGCUAUGUAGUUUUACCCAUAUUCAUAGCGGAGAUAGCCGAUAAUAGCGUUCGCGGAGCCCUGUCGUCCAUGGCCAUGAUGUACGUAAGCAUCGGCAUGAUCGUGGGCUUUACACUGGCCUCGUACCUCUCGUAUUACCUGAUGCCGUGCAUUAUCGUCGCCCUGCCAGUGGUGUUUAUGUUGGCAGUUAUUGGCUUGUCGGAGACACCACAGUAUUUGCUGAGGCAUGGGCGCGAUGACCAGGCGGAAAAGUCCUUCUACUUCUACAAGAAUCUAAAGCCACCUACUACAUCUGACAAGGAGGCUUCUAAGCAUGACGCGGCUAAAAUAGAGUUCGACACCUUUCGGCUUCAGGUUCUUAGCGGUGGUGUCACCGAGAGCAUUUCUUGGCGAGAUUUCAUCAACGUUCCGACCCUUAAGAUAUUCGGCCUGAUCUUCGUGCUGAUCAUCUGCAAUCAGCUGUCAGGGAGCUUUGCCAUCUUCAACUACACAUCGCACAUCUUUGCGGAGCUGGGCAACAAACUGGACCCGAACACCUGCACCAUUGUGGUGGGAGCUGCCCAGCUGGUGGGCAUCUUCAGUGCUGUGGCCCUGGUGGACCGCCUGGGACGUCGUGUCCUGCUGCUCACCUCAAUGGGUGGCAUGGGCUCCGGUGAGCUGGCCAUCGCUCUGCUGAAGUGUUUCGCCUCGCCGGAGUUCCUGGACCAGAAUGGCUGGCUGCCCUUGGUAAUAAUGUGUUUCGUGGCCUGCAUUGCAUCACUCGGAGUCAUAGCCCUGAUCUUCAUCAUAAUUAUUGAGCUGCUUCCAGCAAAAAUUCGCUCCAUUGGCACCUCCUUGAGCAUGGCCACCUUCAGCGGAUUUAUCUUUGUGAGUCUGAAGAUCUACCCCACCAUGAUCUACGAUCAGGGCCUGGCUGCCACCAUGUUCAUGUCGUCGGGCAUGUGCCUCUUUGGAUUCAUUGUCUUGGGACUGUUUCUGCCGGAGACCAAAGGAAAGCUGAUGACGCACUGAUGACAUCAACCUCGGCCCAGCGGCCACGCCACAUUGUUGCUUUUGUUGGCGGUGCGAACCCAUUGCAUAAGCUGCGGGAUCCCAAAUGCUCCCAUGUCAAGAGUACUCACUCAAUAAUUUGUGGCACAAUGGCGGCUACGGCUCAUCCUGAACUCUUGAACUUAAUUCAAUUUUCGAGCACUGCGGUUUUCUUUCGGAUUUCUAUACAUAGAAAUUCAAUUUCAUUUUGCUGGGGGAAAGUCUUGCGGCUGUGAUCUCGUGAUUGAUAAGCGCAAAAAUUGUAAAUGAAUAGGCUUAAGUUAUUUAUAGUUAUUAUCUACUUCAAUAUAUUAGUUUGUGAUUGUAAAAACUGUAGUUGAGUAAAGAUUUAUUUUUAAAAGUAAGCUAAUAAAGGAAAAAGUGACUAGUCGUUUACAAGACAA
This is a messenger RNA of Drosophila suzukii, 1922 nucleotides long. RefSeq names its product facilitated trehalose transporter Tret1. Gene Ontology annotation, biological process: carbohydrate transport; transmembrane transport. The record is from RefSeq and is a predicted model, not a curated record. Gene Ontology annotation, cellular component: membrane. NCBI's taxonomy places the organism in Eukaryota, Metazoa, Arthropoda, Insecta, Diptera, Drosophilidae. Gene Ontology annotation, molecular function: sugar transmembrane transporter activity.